AUGUCCACACAGGAGCAAGCAUGCUUCUACACCCAGUUUCUCUUCGCCCGACCUACCGGCAUAGUUGAGACAUAUAAUGACCGUGAUAUAGCAGUCUGGAUCGAAGACGGGAAUACUGCAGUCAACAAAGACAACGUUUCAACUUUCAUGUGCAUCGAAAACUGUGACGGUCACGACCACAAUUCGACCAUCUCCGACGACCAUCACCCUGUGACUCUUUAUACCGGCGGGCCUCUAACAGCAGUUACCGCCAAAGAUCCUCUCAUCUUUACCAGCUUCGAUACCCCAACCAAGACUUUCGGCCCUUUGCAAACCGUGGGUGUUGGUACGCCUGCUGGAUUCACACCAAUUGGUAUCUCUCUUCCUAAAGCCUCCCUUGCUGCAAAAUAUCUUCAGAGACGUGACGCAAAUGCCGGGGCCAACCUCGGUGCAGCUACUGCUUGUAUAACCUUCACAAAAACGGUGACGGUUUCAGCAUCACGAGCUACUGCGACUACAGUCACAACCUUGACCGGGACCAUCUAUCAAUUCUACACAGACAAGUAUGACAACGUAGGAUUCAGCUCGAUCAAAGCGACUUAUACUGGGCCUUCCACGGCAUACAUCACCGGCACAUUGACAUAUACCGUUCAUACGGUGGCCACGGAAACCACUGUCACUCUACCCACACAAACCACGACGGUCUCGGCGACAAGUGUGUAUGCUGCCUGCGCGACUGAUAAUUUCGUCAAUGUGUACCAAAAUUCCAGCAGCGGCAAGAUCAAUUCCAUGACUCCAGACAAUCGAUUGCUCGAUACUGGUGGCGCAUUCUACUCAGACGAAGCUGCAAGUACUGUGGAGUGUUGCGUUCGGUCUUACUCCUACCCGAACAUCGCUUACUGGCAAUACAAUGAAUAUCAAGAUGCUCACGGCCAAUGCGUGAUGGUGAAUGCCACAGAGUGUUGUAGUGCCGUUGGUAGAAGCAAUUACACUGUCAAGGUCUAUGGGCCAGAGCAGCGUUAUGCUGAUGAUUACGGCUCGUGGGUGACAGGCAACUCAGGCUGCUGGCAGAUUUCGGAAGCCGUGUUGGGUGAUCGUUUCCGGAGUUAG
Messenger RNA from Dissoconium aciculare CBS 342.82, 1089 nucleotides. RefSeq lists its product as uncharacterized. The coding region runs from base 1 to 1089 and encodes 362 amino acids. The record is from RefSeq and is a predicted model, not a curated record. The transcript has 3 exons. Lineage: Eukaryota; Fungi; Ascomycota; Dothideomycetes; Mycosphaerellales; Dissoconiaceae.